CCAGAAAGACUUUGCCAGUUUUUGAAGGUUAAAUAAAUAUAAAUAUUAUUUCAAUUCACGCAUUCAACGCUGCCUUCCUUCCGACACACCCUCCUCCCCUCUCCUCUCCGUCGCUUGAGCUGGAACCGUAUUCUUCACUCAUCUCCAACUCACUCAUGGCGCGACUGAUUCAACUCACUAUCCUUUUCAUUCAAUUUUAUUAUUAUUAUUACAUCACCACCACCGCACACGGCGUCUCUUCCAAUGGAACCACCUUCCUCCUCGAAAGUUCCCGCUCUGCCAUGAUAUUACCACUCUUUCUAUCUCCUCCAAGUCCGUGUACAAAAUUCUCCACUACGCGUCGCCUUCUCCAGAGAUCCAAUGCUAAUGCUCUGCCCAACGCGCGCAUGAGACUCCACGAUGAUCUCCUUAUCAACGGGUAUUAUACAACAAGGCUAUGGAUCGGGACGCCGCCACAGAGAUUUGCGCUGAUUGUUGAUACAGGCAGUAGUGUUACUUACGUUCCAUGUUCUUCUUGUGAGCACUGCGGCAGGCACCAGGAUCCAAAGUUUCAACCAGAUUUGUCAAGCACUUACCAAUCUGUAAAGUGUAAUAUAGAUUGCAAUUGCGACGAUGAAAAGCAACAAUGUGUUUAUGAGAGACAAUAUGCUGAAAUGAGUACUAGCAGUGGCGUUCUUGGUGAGGACAUCAUAUCCUUUGGCAAUCUAAGUGCACUUGCUCCUCAACGUGCUGUUUUUGGUUGUGAAAAUAUGGAAACUGGUGACCUUUACAGUCAGCAUGCUGAUGGCAUAAUGGGACUGGGUCGUGGGGAUCUUAGUAUUGUGGAUCAUCUUGUUGAUAAAGGUGUGAUUAACGAUUCAUUCUCAUUAUGUUAUGGUGGAAUGGGAAUUGGUGGAGGUGCGAUGGUUCUUGGUGGUAUAUCACCCCCUUCAAACAUGGUUUUUAGCCAGUCUGACCCAGUGCGCAGUCCAUAUUACAACAUUGAUCUGAAGGAGAUACAUGUUGCGGGAAAGCCAUUGCCUCUAAAUCCUACAGUGUUUGAUGGAAAACAUGGAACUAUCCUGGAUAGUGGUACAACAUAUGCUUACCUACCAGAAGCAGCUUUCGUGUCAUUUAAGGAUGCUAUUAUGAAGGAGCUUCAUUCCUUAAAGCCCAUUCGUGGGCCUGAUCCAAAUUAUAAUGACAUUUGCUUUUCUGGUGCUGGAAGUGAUAUUUCCCAACUGUCAAGCUCCUUUCCAGCGGUUGAGAUGGUAUUUGGAAAUGGGCAGAAGUUGUUACUGUCACCAGAAAAUUAUUUAUUCCGACAUUCAAAAGUGCAUGGUGCAUAUUGUUUGGGUAUAUUCCAAAAUGGAAAGGACCCAACCACUCUUCUAGGAGGAAUUGUUGUCCGGAAUACUCUUGUCUUGUAUGAUCGUGAAAAUUCAAAGAUUGGUUUUUGGAAGACUAAUUGUUCGGAGUUAUGGGAAAGACUUAAUGUAGAUGGUGCACCGCCCCCAGCACCUUCAUCUUCAAAUGAAAAUAACUCAAAUACAGAAAUGCCACCUUCCAUGGCUCCUGGUGACCAAAAACAUUAUGGUCUUCCAGAUGAAAAGAAAAUUGGACAAAUAACUUUUGAAAUGAUGUUGAAUGUCAACUACUCAGACCUGAAGCUUCACAUUUCAGAACUUGCUGAAUCCAUUGCUCAGGAGUUAGGCAUUAACAGUUCACAGGUCUAUAUUCUGAAUUCUAUGGAAAAAGGAAAUGCUUCGUACAUUGAAUGGGCUGUAGUCCCUUCCGGAUCUGCUGACUGCAUUUCUAAUGUCACUGCUCUUAGCAUAAUUGCCCGUGUUGCUGAAUACCACAUGCACCUUCCUGAUACAUUUGGAAGUUAUCAUUUGAUUAACUGGGAAAUCAAGGCUUCAGCAAAACGGACAUGGUGGCAGCAACAUUUUCUAUUGGUGGUUUUGGCCAGUGCUGUUACGUUUAUUUUUGGAUUAUUAGCUUUUGGAAUAUGGUUUAUAUGGAGACACAGACAACGAGCAUUGAAUCCAUACAAACCAGUCGAUGCAGUAGUUACUGAGCAAGAACUGCAGCCGUUGUAGGCUUCUCGAGGGUCGAUGAAUUCUUUUAUUUAUGCUGCAGUGUGUAAGAAUUUUUUUGUUCUUUGAUUCAGAAGCUGUAAAUUCUGCAAUCCGAGUGACCAAAUUUCUCAAGAUUUUAUCAAUAGACAAAACAGCCCUAUCAACUGCUUUAUUGUGUUAUUCAGUAAACAGGGCGGUGUCAAAAGAAUAGCCUUCAGUCCAAAUUUUGUAUUUUAAUAGUCAUAACUUCGUAUAUUGAGCAGGGGGGAUUCUUUA
Molecule: messenger RNA, 2336 nt
Organism: Populus nigra (black poplar)
Lineage: Eukaryota; Viridiplantae; Streptophyta; Magnoliopsida; Malpighiales; Salicaceae
Product: aspartic proteinase 36-like
Exons: 11
Coding region: 156-2081 (641 amino acids)
Biological process (GO): proteolysis
Molecular function (GO): aspartic-type endopeptidase activity
Source: RefSeq, a predicted model, not a curated record